This is a messenger RNA of Austrofundulus limnaeus, 1549 nucleotides long. RefSeq names its product thiamine triphosphatase (gene thtpa). The transcript has 4 exons. The coding region runs from base 335 to 964 and encodes 209 amino acids. Gene Ontology annotation, molecular function: magnesium ion binding; thiamine triphosphate phosphatase activity. Gene Ontology annotation, biological process: thiamine metabolic process; thiamine diphosphate metabolic process; dephosphorylation. The record is from RefSeq and is a predicted model, not a curated record. NCBI's taxonomy places the organism in Eukaryota, Metazoa, Chordata, Actinopteri, Cyprinodontiformes, Rivulidae.
AAAAAAAAGUCAGACGAGUCUAAUUAUAGAUUUAUGACAUCUAUGAUUUGAAUUGCGACACGGUUUCAAUGAAAUUAUAGGUGUGGCGCAUAUCAACAAUUCAGCUAUGUGGAAUAAAUAUUUAUGAAGCGGCGAAGAUUAAAACUGCACCAUCUGUAAUCGUGUGCCCCCCGCGCUGCCGGAGCAGAACGCAAUCGUCCCGAAAACAGUCAUAGGUGGCCCUCGAUAUGCCUGUUUAGAAAUAAGUUUAAAAUCACUUGGGAGCUGCUGAGGGUAAUCUGUCACUUGCUUCUGUGAGCCGAAUAAAUUAACUCGUAACAGACAACUGGGGAAGAUGAGUGUGGAAGUGGAAAGAAAGWUUGUGUUCAGCGCCGACACCCUGAAAACACUGGAGAACAUCGGAGUUUGUGUUGAUCAGUGCCAGUUCCACGACCAGUACUUUGACACGCCGGACUUUGAGCUGACUUUGAGAGACACUUGGCUUCGUAAGAGAAAGGGAUGCUGGGAGCUCAAGUGCCCGACGAGCGGAGAGCGGUCUGUGUCUGCAGAGCUGUGUACUCAUUACAAGGAGAUCAGCAGUCUUUCUGAAAUUUACCAGAGAGUGAAGGAGAUGAUAGAAGUCAGAGAGGCGGAGUCGACCCCCUCGCAUGGAGACGACUCCUGGCUGAGCGAACUGAACCUGACCUGCUUUGCAGAGUUCACAACGACUCGACGGUCCUUCUCUCUGGUGGAGGAGGGGGUGAAGGUAGAUCUGGACCAAGCUGACUUCGGCCAUCAUGUGGGGGAGAUCGAGGUCCUCGUACCAGAGGGAGGAGAUGUGCAGUCAGCGCGAGAGAAGAUCAAAAACGCAGCUCAAAGACUGGGUCUUACAGGAGAUGAGCGAGUUGAUGGAAAAAUGACGGCUUUCCUUAAACGAUAUCGCCCCGAGCAUUACGCUAAACUGCUCAGUGCUCAUGUUUUGUAGACCGGAGGACUGGUGGAAACGAACAGAAUCAUUUCUGUAAAACUGCUUUUAUUUGUUAGUUAAUCUAAACCCAGUUUUAAACUACAGGGUUGGGGGGAAAAUACAGGAAAAAAAGCCCUGAUUUUAAAUGUGAAAACCGUUACAAACAAUGAUUUUCUGUGCUGCUAUGUGAUUACUUUUAUGUUUACCUUAAAAGAGAUCAUUGUUGUUGUUGUUGUUUUGGUGUUUGGGCCUGUUAAAGGGAACAGAGGGCUACUCCGGCGUCAGACGUCUCACGAUGAAGAUACUCCGAAACACUCCUAAACAGCUUGUAGCAAUAAAACCACUUUUAUUUAUUGGUUAAUUAAGAUAAAAGGUGAUUUUAUUUUUUACCAAAUGUUGUAUUUAAAUUCUCAUGCACUGAUAUUUAUAAUGAUUCAUAGAUUCACGGAGAGUUUUAGUUAAAUAUCCUCAGACUAAUACAACACUUGGGCACAAUUUUAAGCAAAAAAUAAUAAAUUAUUUUUUUAAAUUAUUUUUUUCUUUUUGAUUCUUUCUACCUGGUUUACUGAGAUGCACUAGGACAAUAAAAAUAAUAAAUUUUCA